This is a messenger RNA of Prunus persica (peach), 753 nucleotides long. RefSeq lists its product as uncharacterized. The transcript has 2 exons. The record is from RefSeq and is a predicted model, not a curated record. NCBI's taxonomy places the organism in Eukaryota, Viridiplantae, Streptophyta, Magnoliopsida, Rosales, Rosaceae. The coding region runs from base 1 to 753 and encodes 250 amino acids.
AUGUGCGCCCAUCAUAACGACUUUGGAUAUACUACUGAUGAGUGCCAAAGUCUCGGGUACCCGGUGGAGGCAAUGCUGACAAAGGGAAUGUUAUCCCAGUACCGCGCUAAACCUGAGAAUAGGGCAAAUGAAGAGGGUGGGUCAAAAACAAUGACCGGCAAUAUCGCAAAUGAAGAAUUGCUGGAGAUCAACACCAUCCACGGUCAACCGAAUCCCGUGGAAGGAAAAGUGGCUCGAUCCCGGUUUGAAAAAAGACGAGCCGAAAAGGUGAGACGCAUAAACGGGAUCGCAUCUGCCUUUGAAUUUGCCAAAGCCUUAGAGAAUAUUAGAGUCAUCUCAUUCACGCAGAAAGAUAUGGAGGAAAUUGAGUUCCCUCACAAUGACGCGUUAAUGGUGACCCUCUGUGUUGCCAAUUCGAUGGUAAAAAGAGUGAUGAUUGAUGGGGGAAGUAGCGUAGACGUGUUAUUCUGGAGCACCUUCAAAAGAAUGAAGCUGGAUGAAAAAGAGAUUCAGCCAAACCCAACACAAUCUACAGUUGUAGACGCACUGAGCGCGUAUAACACUAUAAUGGGAAGAAACUGGAUUCAUCGAAUGGAUGGAGAAGCAUCGACACGUUGCCAGGUGAUGAGUUGCAUGUCCAAAGAUGGGAGAACCACAGUCGAUAUCAAGGGGGAUCAAGUGGAGGCCAGACGAUGCUACAACAUAGCAACUAACCUUAAGGCUGCAACUCCGCAGCAGGGCGAGGAUUUAUAG